AGAUCCUCAACAAAAAUGGUGUCCAAAGUAAAUUUUGCAUUGUUUGGUUUUGGGAAUAUGGGUUUGGCCCAUAUGAAGAAUAUUCUGACAUCACCGAGGGCUACAGUGAAGUGGGUAGUCAGGAACAAAAUAGAGGAAGCUAAGAAGUUUGUUCAGGAUUACAACCUAGCAGCCCGAUGUACCACUCCUGACAGCUUGGAAGGACUUUACAAUGAUCCAGAAGUGAAUGCCGUUCUGAUUUGUUCUCCCACCUCUACACAUGAGCCAUUAAUCAGGGACUCCCUACUGGCAGGGAAAGCUGUGUUUUGUGAGAAGCCUAUUACAGAUGCUAUAGAUUCUACAGCAGCCUGCUAUGAUUUAGCGGAGAAACAAAAGAAACCAUUGUUCAAUGCCAUGCAUAGGAGGUUUGAACCAAAUUUUCGGGGUGUUCGAGAGAAGAUCAUGAAGAAGGAAUUGGGCAAUCUACGUUUGAUUAAGCUGACAAGCAGAGAUCUGGCUCCCCCACCUAUAUCAUACAUUAAAACUUCAGGUGGAAUUAUAUAUGACUCCACAAUACAUGACCUUGACAUGUCCUUGUGGCUGGCCGGGUCAGAACCAGAAUCUGUGUAUGUGAGCGCCUCAGCCUUUGACCCGAGUAUUGCUGGUUGUGAUGACUAUGACCAGGUGCUGGUCACCAUUAAAUUUAAGAAUGGAGUUGUGUCUUCUGUAGAGAAUGGAAGAGUGGCUCCCUAUGGUUAUGAUCAGAGGUUAGAGGUUCUCUGUGACAAAGGUAUGAUCAGUGUUGACAACCAGACAACUGGCCUGAUUACAGAGCACCUUGCUGGCGUGACGUCUGCCCCCAGGAUAGCUGAUCACUUCACGAGCAGGUACCCACAGGCUUACGCCGCCGAGCUGGAGCACUUUCUGGAUGUAUUGCAAGGAAAAGUAGAACUACAGGUGAAGAAAGAGGACACACUGAAUGCCAUGCGACUUGUACGUGCUUGUCAAAAAUCUAUCGCAUCUAAAGGACCAGUUACCAUAGAAACAGAAGUCUGAGAGAAGAUAUAGUUAGGCUUUAAAAAGUUAUUGUAUACAUUAAUUUAGUCUUUCAAAUAAUUUUUUUAAAACAUAUGUAGAAUGUAUCAGUAUAUUUACAUGUAGCAAAGAUUUGCUUUUCUGUGGAGAUUGCAGAUCAGGAAUUAGUGAGUUUUCCAUAUGAUGAUUCA
Messenger RNA from Saccostrea cuccullata (small rock oyster), 1205 nucleotides. RefSeq names its product inositol 2-dehydrogenase-like. Gene Ontology annotation, biological process: NADPH regeneration. The transcript has 8 exons. Gene Ontology annotation, cellular component: cytoplasm. The coding region runs from base 16 to 1035 and encodes 339 amino acids. NCBI's taxonomy places the organism in Eukaryota, Metazoa, Mollusca, Bivalvia, Ostreida, Ostreidae. The record is from RefSeq and is a predicted model, not a curated record. Gene Ontology annotation, molecular function: oxidoreductase activity; nucleotide binding.